UGAUUAAACAAAACUUAUCACGCGGUUUUUCAUUAUAAAAAUUCCACCCGCAUCUUCCAUGAACAAUCAGUUUUAAUCAGAGUGUCGAAAGUUAAAGAAUUUUUCUUCUGAGAAAAUGCUAAAGUUGGUGAUUUUUGUGGUGGCGCUGGGUGUUGGAGCUCAGGCAAUUGAUUGGUGUCAGAUGCAGACUACAUACUGCAAGGGCAAGGAGCAUAUUGCCUGUGAACCAAACAGCUUCACAGAUGCAACGAAUGUGAGGAAUGUCAAGCUUGUGACGAUGACUCCGGAAAUCCAGAAGAUGAUUGUGGAUCGUCACAAUGAAUACCGCAGCAAGGUGGCUCUUGGAAAGGAAUCCGGAAUCCCAUCGGCUACCAAUAUGUAUGCCAUGAAGUGGGACGAUAAUUUGGCCUAUGUUGCUUCUCAGCACGCUAAACACGCCAAAAUGCAGCACGAUCAGUGCCGUGCUUUCACCGAUUACCCAUAUUCUGGACAAAAUUUGGCUUCUGGAUCAUCUUCUGCUCCCAUUUCCGAUGUUACUGCUGCCAUCAAGAAGCACAUUGAUAUGUGGUACAACGAUGAGAUGCCAAUUGUGAGGGAUCAAAUGCCAAGCUGCACUGGGAAAUUCACUUCCUCCCCCAAUUGCCUCCAGGCUGGACACUACACUGCUGUUGUUCAUGGUGACAGUGGUGCUGUUGGAUGUGCUUCAGUGACGUUUGAGCAGCAAAUCAGUGGAAAUUGGUGGUACAGCGUCAUGACCACUUGCAACUAUGAAGGAAACAACAUGAGUAACCAACCUGUCUACACCGCUGGUACUACUUGCUCCGGAUGUGCUGCUGCUGGAAGAACUUGUGACGCCGCCCGAGGACUCUGUGUCUAAAAUUCUAAACGAAAGAUUUUCUUUAAAAACUUGCACUGAAAAAAUGCUUUUUCAAAAUGUAAAAUUUCUUCAAUAAAGACAAUUAUAAAAUGAA
This is a messenger RNA of Lutzomyia longipalpis, 971 nucleotides long. RefSeq names its product antigen 5 like allergen Cul n 1-like. The transcript has a single exon. The coding region runs from base 116 to 877 and encodes 253 amino acids. The record is from RefSeq and is a predicted model, not a curated record. NCBI's taxonomy places the organism in Eukaryota, Metazoa, Arthropoda, Insecta, Diptera, Psychodidae.